UCCUAGUAUUUUGAACCCUGUGACAGACACCUUGUAGGCUUGUAGCGUGAGCGAAGGUGCACGUUAGCUUCAAGAAGAAGCUCGUCCAGACUUGGCAUUACUCAGUAAUGGCGAGUGCGCAUUGCGCUACCAUCUCCUUCCUCCUACCUUUUGCUAAGGCCACCUCCACCCGUAGAAAACCACUGGUAUUUUCUCAUAUUUCCACUCCAUCUCCAUCCAAAUUCACCAAGAGAAAAAACUAUCUCCGCCCAAAGCUUCUCAAAACCCUAAAAAUAAUAACGCCUCUCAUUCCCCAAGAGUCCCUCACAAAUCCCAUUAUUCCCACUGAGUCGUCCCCCCAUGAACAACAACCCGAGAGUCCCUCCGACCAAUUUUCCGGUAAUUCUUGCCCUAACUUUGCCGAAGAAGAGCCUAAAGAGUCGGAGUCGGUGUGGAGUGAAAUUCAAUUCUCCGAAAGCUCAGACUCUGCCGGAGUUUUGGAGGGUAGUGUUCGUAAUUUUUCUACAAGGUCAGUCCUUAAAUUUGGGUUGUAUUUGGUUGGAGCUUUUGUGUUUCAGACCAUUUGUGCUGUUUUGUUAUUUGGGUCAGCUGAUUCUGACCAUAAAGAUGGGAAUUUCGAUGGUGAAGAUAAAACUAGGGUUUUAGAAUUCGGAAUGAAUCCAACCUGUAAAGGAAAAUCGAACUUUGUUGUCAAUGGAAAAUUGGGUUCUAAACAAGUUGGGAUUAUAGACAUGGAUGAGUCUGAACUGGAAAAGAAAAUUGUUGAAAUUCGAGAGAUGGCGAGAAAAGCAAGAGAGAGCGAAAGGUUGGGGUCAAAGGUCGAUGCAUUGAAUGAUGGCAUUGAAGAGGAGGUAGAUAACCGGUUAGUCAAGUUACGAAAGAGGUUGGAAAAUGAUAGUGGAAAGUUGGUGGUGUCCUCUAUAAGUGAUUUGAAUAAGGAUGUUAAGGUAGAAGAUGGGAUUGAUAAAGAUAGUUUGGAUGCAAAUGAGGCUUAUAGGACAUUGAUGUUUAAGAAGAAGUACAAAUUUAAGGGUCCAUCACCUCAACCAGCCAACAAACCCAAAGGUUUUCAGGGUUUGAAAAAUGGUGCUACUAAGAUAGAAAGCAGUUCUAUUUCAGCUAGUGAAGAUCAAAUGAACGAGCAGCACGGCCUGGCAAAUGAUAAAUUGCUGAGAAAUAAUUCUACCUCUAUGGAGGAAGAUGCUGGAAAGAAACCAUCAAUGGAAGAGUUAAAAUCUUCACAAACUCAAUGGAGGAAGUCGGUGAAGAAAAGGGGGACUGCAAAUUUGGGAAAGAAAGCGGGAGUUGAUAUUAGCGAAUCAAGGAAUGGUGUUGUGCAGGAGAGAAGUCGGCCCUCAGUGGAAAUUGUGGAAUUGACCAAAUCAAGCAAGUUGGAGGCACAUAAUUCGCAGUUUUCCGCAAAAGAAAACCUGGACACUGCCACAACAUCCAACAAGCCUGAUGUGUUAAGUAGAUGUGGUGGUUCGAGGAGUAAAGAAAUUGGAAGACGAGCAGCAGGCCAAACCAGGAAUAAUAAAUCACACUCUCAGACUGAUUUGUGGUGGUGUAGUCUUCCUUAUGUUCUGGCUAUUCUGAUGCGGAGAGGUCACGAUGGUGUAGGACCACAGGGUCUAUUUACCUUAAAGAGCACCUCUCGCACCAAAGACGAGGAUGACUCAUCUCAUAUUGUUGCUUUUGAAGACCGCGGCGAUGCCACUAACUUCUGUUAUCUCCUACAAUCCUUUUUCGAAGAUCUGGGAGAUUUUAGCGUCGACAUUGUUCCUGUAUCAACAAAUGAACUCGUUGAUGAUGUAAAAUCAAAUGCUGUGAAGGUAAUUGUCGUGAAGAAGGGGCAACUUCAGCUUUAUGCCGGACAACCAUUGGCUGAUGUUGAGAUGGCCUUGCUCUCUUUAGUUUGUUGAAGUGCUUAUACACCAUAACAGAGGCAGGAUGUGAAAAGAUGCUUCUCACUGGGAGUUCCUUCAUCAGUUUAACAUGUUCUUAUAAAAGGUGGGAUCAUCAAUGCUGAUAUUGUUGAGUUAGUAUGGUUUGGAGAGGCAAUUUUUUUUAAAUUUAUUUUUAAAUUUAUUUAUUUUUUUAUAAUGAAAAUAAUCAUGUAUAGAUUAAAUGUUAGGUCUAUAUCAAGUCCCCCCUCCCAGGACCUUCCUGUAGCGGGACUAGGACUGGGUAAUGUCUCUUUAAUCAUGUUUAGAUCCCUAGUCAUCACAAACAGUCAAACAGCAUGAAGCAUGUAGUUACCACUUGUGAAAACUAGAUUUGUUUUGGUAAAACCCAUUUAGUGAAAGGUUAAUUUUUUUCA
Cornus florida is the source of this 2320-nucleotide messenger RNA. RefSeq lists its product as uncharacterized. The transcript is spliced from 4 exons. Lineage: Eukaryota; Viridiplantae; Streptophyta; Magnoliopsida; Cornales; Cornaceae. The coding region runs from base 108 to 1922 and encodes 604 amino acids. The record is from RefSeq and is a predicted model, not a curated record.